This is a messenger RNA of Cucurbita maxima (winter squash), 839 nucleotides long. RefSeq lists its product as uncharacterized. NCBI's taxonomy places the organism in Eukaryota, Viridiplantae, Streptophyta, Magnoliopsida, Cucurbitales, Cucurbitaceae. The record is from RefSeq and is a predicted model, not a curated record. Bases 45 to 638 code for a protein of 197 amino acids. The transcript has a single exon.
UCUCUAAAAAUCUCAUUUCUUUUGUUACAGAACUGUUGAAAAAAAUGGAUCAAAAUCUACAAGUGAUUUCGAAGAGAAUUGUGAACAUGGUCCGUAUAGCUUAUUACAUGCUGAGAAAAGGAAUUUGUAAGAGCAAGCUUAUGGCCGACCUCACAAAUCUCAUGUCCAGACGCCGCAAAAUCACUGGCAAAGCCAUCGCGAAUCUCAUGCUCCACCACCACCACGAUGGCGCCGCCUCUGCCUUCUCCCUCGCCCCUUUUCGCCGUAACCACCACCCCGAUGGCACCGCCGAUCACUACGAGUUCAGCUGCCGCAACAGCCCUGCUUUUCCCAGCUUCCAUUACUUUAACAAACGCCGUCAUUUCUUCACGUGUACUCAGACACCCGACACGCUGGACGAUGACGUGGGCGCGAUGAAUGCUUUCAAGACUGUUUUGGAAGUUCUGAACAAUGACAUGGGGUCCCCAGCGCUACCCGAGUUUGGGCGAAGCCCGAUGGUGGUGAGGCAGCUGAGAGUUACUGACCCGCCGUGUCCGGUUGCGGGAGCUGCCGUGGAGGACAGCCACGUGGAUAAAGCGGCUGAGGAAUUUAUAAAUCGGUUUUAUAAAAAGCUUCGGUUACAGAAGACGGGGGAGUAAAAGGGAAGUUUUGAAGAUGAAUUGUGAGGUGGCGUCGGACGGGUUGAAAAUUUUAAGGGUGCUAAGUUUUGUCUAAUCUUUGUGUUCAUUAAUAUUGUCGUGGUUGGUGCCUGCAUUUUCUGUACGUAUUGUGCUUUGUGUGGCCAUUUUUUUUUCUUUCUUUUUAAAUACUUGUAAUAAUAAUAAUAAUAAUAAUAAUAA